Tribolium castaneum (red flour beetle) is the source of this 679-nucleotide messenger RNA. RefSeq names its product Troponin C at 73F (gene TpnC73F). The record is from RefSeq and is a predicted model, not a curated record. NCBI's taxonomy places the organism in Eukaryota, Metazoa, Arthropoda, Insecta, Coleoptera, Tenebrionidae. Gene Ontology annotation, molecular function: calcium ion binding. Gene Ontology annotation, cellular component: myosin II complex. The transcript is spliced from 4 exons. The coding region runs from base 131 to 589 and encodes 152 amino acids.
ACUCUGCAAAAGACUGAAACCAGGGGGACGGGGAAACGCUAGAAAUCCACUAUAACUCGAAAAUAAUAACCAGAGGUUACAGAACGGGGCCCAUCCAGUUCUUCGCUAGCACUUGCAACAUUAACACGAAAUGGAUGAACUUCCGCCAGAACAAAUCGCCGUAUUGCGCAAAGCCUUCGAGGCCUUCGACAACCAGAAGUCCGGGAGCAUCCCCUGCGACAUGGUCUCGGACAUCCUGCGCCUGAUGGGCCAGCCCUUCGACAAGAAGAUCCUGGAGGAGCUGAUCGAGGAGGUGGACGCCGACAAGUCGGGCCGGCUCGAGUUCGAGGAGUUCGUCACUCUGGCCGCCAAGUUCAUCGUGGAGGAGGACGACGAGGCCAUGCAGAAGGAGCUGAAGGAGGCCUUCAGGCUGUACGACAAGGAGGGCAAUGGCUACAUUCCCACCACGUGCCUCCGGGAGAUCCUGCGGGAGCUGGACGACCAGCUGACGGACAAGGAGCUGGACAUGAUGAUUGAGGAAAUCGACACCGACGGCUCGGGAACCGUCGACUUCGAUGAAUUCAUGGAGAUGAUGACCGGGGAGGUGUGAACAGGCCGACAGGAAAACGCCCGACAAGUGUACACAUUUUAUUUUAAUUACAAUUUGUAUUUCAUUUCAUAAAUAAAUUUAUUGACUCGA